UUUCUGUGUGCUAAACUUUGAGCCUUUUCUUUAUAAGUCUUGCUUUAUUGGUUCUUUGACAUUCUUUUCUCUUGAUUCUUUGAAUUUCCUAACAUAUUUUCUCCUUAGUUUCUGAAGGGAUUUGGGGUUUGCACUACUUUUAGUCAAAAUAGUGGAGAAAGAAAGAAAUGGCAGGACAUGGAAGAGUAGCUUCAGCACCAAUUGCAAGUGACCCAGUGCCACAUCCACCAAAGAUUCAGCUUCCCAAUGUUUCCUACUGCAUUUGUAAUCACCCCCCAUGGCCUGAGGCUAUUCUGCACGGUUUUCAACAUUAUCUUGUUAUGCUUGGUACAACAGUUAUCAUCCCUACAACUCUGGUUCCACAAAUGGGAGGUGGAAAUGAGGAGAAAGCCAAAGUUAUUCAGACAUUGCUAUUUGUUGCUGGUCUGAACACCUUGUUGCAGUCUCUCUUUGGGACCAGACUGCCUGCUGUGAUGGGAGGGUCUUACACCUUCGUUGCACCUACAGUCUCGAUUAUCAUUUCUGGACGAUGGAGUGAUGAAGACCCUGUUUCGGUUGGUGUCUUCUUCAAACACUUAGUUAUUUCUCUUCUAUUGUUUGGAUCAUCUGUUAAUCAACUAAUUAUUUGUUGAAUGUCGGAGUCAAAAGCAGAGAUAUUGGUCUAGUUAGCUUUUCUAUGGAGUUAGUUGGGGAAUGCAUGGAAUAAGCAGUUCAACAGUUGUUAUUGUCAUUUAGGUAGGAUGCUGGGAGAACAAACUAGAG
Molecule: messenger RNA, 762 nt
Organism: Nicotiana tabacum (common tobacco)
Lineage: Eukaryota; Viridiplantae; Streptophyta; Magnoliopsida; Solanales; Solanaceae
Source: RefSeq, a predicted model, not a curated record